This is a messenger RNA of Sporothrix brasiliensis 5110, 1692 nucleotides long. RefSeq lists its product as uncharacterized. The transcript has a single exon. The record is from RefSeq and is a predicted model, not a curated record. The coding region runs from base 1 to 1692 and encodes 563 amino acids. NCBI's taxonomy places the organism in Eukaryota, Fungi, Ascomycota, Sordariomycetes, Ophiostomatales, Ophiostomataceae.
AUGACAACACUCGCCGAGACGCAUGCAGCCGCCAUGCCCGCCAUGGCCGCCGAGUCUGACGUCAACCCGGACCCGACACGGUUUCAAGAGCGACUCUACCCGACGUUUACCCGCGAGACCACCGAGAUCCUGGGCCUCGGCGAGCGCUGGUGGGAGCCGCGCGAGGCGGAGGACAGAAACAAGCGCCGCCCCGUCGCGCUGCCGCACGAUCUUCUUGGGUACCGGCCGCUGCGACUGUGGUUCGGCAUGCCGCACACGGCCGGCUGCGAGAAGGACGACGCAUGGUUCGAGGUGCUGUUCAGCACGCUCUUUGAGCUGUCCGAAGACCUGUGCGCGUCCACGUUUGGCGUCGACCGUCUCGUCCUGCUGCCGGGCCCCACCGCACCGGCACAGAGUCCCUGGGCCGACGCGGACCUCUCGCCGGCGUUUAUCUAUUAUGCCGGGGAGAUUGCCUGCCCGGACCCUCUCGACGGGAAGCGCGGCAGCAGCUGGGAUGCACUGCUCGAGGACCCGCGGCAGCGCGCGUUCGUGGCGCAGGGCGUGUUGGCGAAGACGCUCGACGAGCACGUGUUUUCGGCGCUGCUGUUUGGCGGCACGGCAGAGCAGCAGGAUGCGCUCGGGCAGUGGGACCGCAUCAUGCUCAAGGACGAGGGCUACCUGCGCAAGUUCAAGCGCUGCGAGGAGGUGCAGUACUACCUGGGUGCCGAGGCCGGCGGCCGCGUGCUGACGCCGUUUUUCUGGGCCGAGGUCGCACGCGUGACGGCGCACACCGCCCAGCUGCUGCUGCCGCUGCUCAACCGGCAGCGGGCGCUCUCGGAGAACGCAUCACAGGCGCCCAGCCUGCCCGUGUUCUACCAGCGGCUGCACGACGUCGUGGCCCUCGCAGGCUACGCAUCGCUGUGCAUGGCCUGGUCGCCGAGCAUCUUCCAGGUCGAGUUCCCGUUGCCGGGUGCGCCAUGGGAGGUCGACCAGGAGCGGGAGGCCGACGACUACGUGUACGCCCGGUCCGAGGCGAAGGCGCUGGCCGCCGAGGCCGCCGAGGCCGCCGCGGCCAGAGGCGGACAGGUGGGCGGCGCGCGCGACAGCGACAGCGACAAGCGGGCGACGUACAUCCACGCAGCCAAGAUCAAGAUCGUCCUCUGGCCCCGUAUCGCGCGCCUCCGGCCGUUCUGGAACAGCCGACGCACAGACGUUCGCAGUGCCACGCAGACCAUUCUCACCAAGAGCCACAACGCGUACUAUUACGGUGCGCAACUGAAAGGCGGCGGCGGCAGUGGUGGCAGGAAUGGAAGUGGCGGCAACGGCGGCCACGACGAUGAUCACGAUGAGGCCGAUGCAGCAGCGUCGGAACGCGGCCCACAUGAUUCUCAUGACGCGGCGGACAACGCGGCGGACGACGAAGCUUGGCCGGAACUGUUCGAGUACGUGGAGAUUGUGCGCACUGCACGCCGCCGGGCACGCACGCUCCGGUCGAUGCGUCGCCUGGCUUUGGCGUGGAUUGUCGUCUGCAUCUUGGUCUGGGUCGCUGGUAUUUCUUUUCUCGAGUCCAUGUCGAAAGCGAUUGGUGUCGACUUGGAGCGCACUGAGGCCAUUGUGAGCAUUCGCAGGAUGUAUACCAAAAUUCUGUAUUGGGUAACAGCUGCAGCAGAUCCGUUCUUGCGGUGGCCGUCGCAGAUUCUGCGUUGGGAUUGA